AUGUCAGUUGUCAAUUAUGAGGAGGAGGAGCUUUUCCCACUCUCAUUCGCCUACACUCACACAGAUGCCCGCAUGAGCAGUGUCAGUCGAAGCGUGGAUGAGUACGCUAAUAGCGUAGAUAUGUUACCACCGCCACUGCUUGCCGAGAGCCCCAGCGGACUGGAAUUAAGCGAUACAGAAUUGGACGAUGAAAUGACCUACCAACAGCAAUUGGUGGGAUCACCGCUGCUAUACACUUCCGAAAGACUGGCGUCAAGCCCUGAGCAGUACAACAAACACGGUUUUCUAAUAAGACCCCCAAUUGAACAAGUGACGGUGCCGAUAACGAAGGGUGUAGAUAUGGACAGUGGUACGAGUGAUACGGGCGAUGAAUUCGCCAAUGCCGCACAACAAAAUUACAGACUCUGGUUGAAAUCAUUCUAG
Molecule: messenger RNA, 423 nt
Organism: Zygotorulaspora mrakii
Lineage: Eukaryota; Fungi; Ascomycota; Saccharomycetes; Saccharomycetales; Saccharomycetaceae
Gene: ICY1
Product: Icy1p
Exons: 1
Coding region: 1-423 (140 amino acids)
Source: RefSeq, a predicted model, not a curated record